Molecule: messenger RNA, 498 nt
Organism: Naumovozyma castellii
Lineage: Eukaryota; Fungi; Ascomycota; Saccharomycetes; Saccharomycetales; Saccharomycetaceae
Gene: MRPL49
Product: mitochondrial 54S ribosomal protein bL21m
Exons: 1
Coding region: 1-498 (165 amino acids)
Source: RefSeq, a predicted model, not a curated record
AUGUUUCUUAGGACAUGGAGUAAAAUAAACACGCCAUAUAGUGCCAGUCGGUUACUAUCGCUGAAACCACAAGGACUAUUAAGAACGAUGUCCACCAACACCAUAACUUCGGAAUCUAGCACUACUACAAACGAGAAGCCUGCCGACCUGACACCACUUAAGCUGGCGAAUGAACUUUACGCUUCUAUUAGAAUUCACAAUAGACCGUAUGUGGUCACCAAGGGAGAUAGGGUUAUUCUUCCUUUCAAAAUUAAACUGGCUGAGGUCGGUGACGUCUUAAGACUGACUGAUGUGUCCUCCAUUGGGUCACGCAAUUAUAAAUUGGUUGGUGACCCUAUAGAUCCAGCAUUGUUUACUAUUAAGGCUACUAUACUAGAAAAGACAAAGAGAGCCUUCCAUAUAAGGGAGGUGACGAAGAGAAGGAACAGAAGAACUCGUCAUGCUAAAAGUAAAGGGGACUUGACCAUACUAAGGAUAUCUGAAUUAAAGAUGAACUGA